AUGUCGGGCAAGGGAAAGGCGAAAGAGACGGUACUCGAUGAAGAUGCCAAGUCUCCUCGAGAUUUCGCGACGGAUGGGAAAGGUGGCAGUGGGAUCAACAGGGUCAACCGAGCCUGCAAUCACUGUCGUCGGAUGAAGAUGAGGUGUGUUGGCGCGGACGACCCCCCUUGCAAGCGUUGCCGGGUGACAGGCGAAGACUGUGUCAUGGAGAAACCACGAAAGGGGACUAGUAGCCUGGAUGCUCCGGCUGGUGACGAUCGUAUAAAACACCUGGAAUCCCAGGUCAACUCGAUCCAGAGCACCCUUUCCGACUUGGUCACCGCUAUCCGGUCAUCGAGCAUGGUCACACCCUCUCAGCAACAACAGCUAGGCAAUAGCGUCAGCCCUCAAGGGUUCUACCCUAGCCCAGCUUCGUCCCAUCAACGGGAUGGUCCAGGCAAACCGAUCUCUUCCGACACCUUGGAUCCCAGAUCGACCCCUAACCCAAACCUCAACCCAUCCACGCAGAUGUGGGACGAGAGCGGUUUCGCCAUCCCCACUCGACCGGUGACCGGUGUGAGUUUCGGAGAGUAUACGAAUACUACAGGCUGGGAUUAUCCGUUUGAAGCUUCCGGUAUGGGGUCUUUACUCCCCGGAGAUGCUCUCAGAGACGCCCAACAAGAUCAACAACAUCCAGGACAGAGCACGAGCUUGACCCCUGGCAGGUCGAGGCGAAAGACCGAAUUCAAGACAUCAAACUCGACUUCGGUCAACGCUUCGCCUAUGAACUCGGACGGUGAGGAAGAAGAUGGUCUGGCCACCAGCAUGAUUACGGCUCCGUUGGCGAACAUGAGCAGUAUGGCUGGGUUGGCUGAGGCGGCCGUGGAGAGGGCGAGGGCGGAGAGGAUGGUCAGCAAGGUCGGGAAUGAGAGUAGGGGAGUAGAAGGAGAUGAUGGGGCAAGUGCAACGAUCAAGACAGUAGAGGGCAAAACGGAUGACGGACGACAGACAAAAAAACGCAAGACGGACAAGUCGACGGAUGACGCUGUUUUCGUCGUCCCCAAAGACCCCAUACAACGAGCCGCCGCAGCGCUCAAUCCUCCCGGAAUCAUUGUCGAGUCCCACCGAUCGGGCAAGGGGAAAAAGACGAGAAAACACGUGCACGCGUUUCCCGAUGUUGUCUCGCUCGGCAUCGUCCAAGAGGAAGAGGCGAGACAGCUGUUCGACCUGUAUUUCAGCGGGAGCAACGCCUUUUUGCCGAUCUACGAUCCUUCUUACGAUACUUGGGAUUCUUUAAGGCUACGGUCGCCAUUUAGUCUUUCCGCAAUCAUUGCCGUGGGUGCAAGAGUUCGGGAUGGAGGUGGACCCAUCAGCGAGGUCCAGCGGGCGUCGACGGAGCACGCACGGAAGAUAGGCUUAGGUACGAUGUGGACCCCGGUAGCCAGGAUCGAGGCGGUCCAGGCUACGCUCGUCUUGGCGGGAUUCAGUCAGAACGGAUGGUUACCCUCGGGUCAUGCCGUGCGUCUCGGUCUGGAUAUGGAGAUCAACCAUUCUUUUAUGAAACUCCUGCGUGGUAAAAUGGGGGCGGGAAAGUCGGCUGCCCAGUUGGAAGAAGAACGAGACCUAGUCAUCCAGGCGAGAUGCUGGUUCACGCUCUACAUGAUCGAACAUCAGAUGUCGUACGGGACCGGUCGACCGGCGAUCCUGAGAGAAGACGCUUCCAUCGCCGAGUGCCGGCGUUUCCUCGACCAUCCUCUCUCAAUCGCGACAGACGUCCGGCUGAUCAGCACAGUCGAGAUGAUCGCUCUGAGGGCACCUUUGCACAUUGUGCUGACCACAUCGCCAGAAGAGCCCGUCAGCCAAGAGACUGUCGUCCGCUUACAACAAGCUAAUGGAGCGUUCGACCGCUGGCUCACCUACUGGGAGCGGGUCAUGAUCGAACGCUACGGAAAAGCGCAAAACGACUUUUUCAUGGAGAGCCUUUUGGCGCAACGAAGUUAUGCCUCGCUGUUCAUCAACUCGCAAUUACUCAGGGGGAUCAAAGAUGCGGCCGAUGUCAAAAAGAUGCCCCCGGACAAGAGGGAUCUUGCGAUCAAGGCCAUGCGCAACGCCCAGUCUUGUCUCGAGAUUGCGAUUCGCGGCGAGAAUUAUCGGGCUGGCUUGAAAUACGCGGUUCACUAUACGCACGUUUCGGCCGCGUUCGCCGCAUCCUUCCUUAUUCGUAUCGCCCGCCUAUUUCCUCACGAGCUCAACCUUCGCAAGACAGCCAAAGAUGUCGAGGAGUUGGCGUCGGUCCUCGAACAGGUUCCCGCCGGUCGCUAUGCUCGUUCCCUGCGCCUCUUGUUGCGUCGAGCCAGGAAAAGCAAAUAUCUACCUCCACCCUCAAUGCCCGGAUCACCCAACAAAACGCACGCUCAACUGCCUCAGAACCGUACACCCAUCGGUACCCAGAGCCCUUGGGCGGGUCUCGCGCAUCCAGACAUGCCUACACCUGCUCUGCAUACGAUGGGUCAUUCUACCGGCAUGGCCCCAAUGCUCACCCAAACGUCACCAUUGAUGAGCAUGACGAAUAUUUCUGGAAAGAACGAGUCGCCCAGCUCGAAUCCAGAAAGCUAUGAAUUUGAUGCCACUUUCAUGCAGGAUCUGGUCAAUCGAGCCGGUCUCUCCUUUGGUAACGAUCAAAACCUGCCUCUCUUUUUGAAUGGAGAAUCGCUUGGAGAGACGACGGAGAACAACAACGCGAUGAUGGGACUCGAGGGUUUCUUCCUCCCACCAGGUAAGCGUGCUGCCUUUGAAUAUUCCGAUUUCUUGGUUGCUAAAGUCAUGUUCGCCCCCGCAGACGUCGACUUGCGCUUCCUCGAUCUGAACGCCUUUGGCGCGUCUAAUGCGAGCCAGCUAGGCGAAUUUCAACCAGAUCAAGACAUGCCACCAGAUACAUGGUGGUGA
Molecule: messenger RNA, 2925 nt
Organism: Filobasidium floriforme
Lineage: Eukaryota; Fungi; Basidiomycota; Tremellomycetes; Filobasidiales; Filobasidiaceae
Exons: 9
Coding region: 1-2925 (974 amino acids)
Biological process (GO): DNA-templated transcription; regulation of DNA-templated transcription
Cellular component (GO): nucleus
Molecular function (GO): zinc ion binding; transcription cis-regulatory region binding; DNA-binding transcription factor activity, RNA polymerase II-specific
Source: RefSeq, a predicted model, not a curated record